Molecule: messenger RNA, 1690 nt
Organism: Paramecium pentaurelia
Lineage: Eukaryota; Ciliophora; Oligohymenophorea; Peniculida; Parameciidae
Source: the annotation of a GenBank genome assembly
AAUGCAGCAAUUGUAUCAACUCCUCCUUUCAUAAUAAGAAAAUCUCACUGAAAUAACUUAUUCUGUUGUAUAUAGAAAUUAAUACGGAUUAUAUGGAUUGGAUAAUAAAUUCACUAACUCAACUUAAAUAUCCAAUCAUAAUUCCAUUAAAUGUAUGGCUGUCUCAAAAUAUAGUAUUGUGGUAUUUAAUAUAUAUUAAAAUGUAGUCUGGAGGAGAAUUUGGAAUUGAACAUUGGGGAAAUAAAAACUUUAAUAUUCAAUUGAGAGUUUAAUCAAUAUCAUUCUCUCCAGAUUAUGAAUAUAUAAUAAUAUUAUCAGCAAAAGAGACCUACUUAUUGUCAACAAAAACAUAAAAUUUUGUUAAGACAUUUCCUCAUGAAGUGAAAUUUGAUUCAACAGGAUCUCUUUGUUUUUGUAAAGGAAUAGUUUAUGAAACAGCAACUUUUUAAUAGCUAAAAUAAUUUAAAUGCCCAGAGUAUGGAGACUUUACUAUUUCAAUUUAAAGGGAUUCAUUAUAUUUAUCAUCUGUUACAUUAAUAAAACAUUUAGAAGACUUAAAAGAUUGUCGACUUAUUAUUGAUAAUUAUGAUACAAAUAAACAUUUCGAACAUUCAAUUCCUCCCUCGAAUGAAGUUAAAUAGUUAUGGUCAGAUGAUGGAAAAAUAUUAUUAAUUUGGUCAUAAACAUUAGAUGAUCACACAAAUUAGAGUUAUUUUGGUACUCAUCAUUUAAAUCAUUGGACAGAAGAUAAAUUAUAAAAUAUAGAAUUAUUUGAAGGACCUAUUCAUGAUGUAUAAUGGGUUUAGAAUGGAUUUAUAGUUAUAACUGGAUAUAUGCCAGCAGGUGCAAUUCUAUUUAAUAAAUCAGGAGAAAAAGAAUAUUUAAUAUUAUAAGCUCAUAUAAAUACAAUUUUUCCUAAGAAUAAUUUAGUAGCUCUGUGUGGCUUUGGUAAUCUGACUGGAGAUAUAUAUAUUUAUGAAAUGGAUACCCUCAAAAAGGUAGGUUAAACUAAAUAAGACAAAGUAGUAUAAUUUGAAUGGAGUCCAAAUGGAGAAUAUUUUUUAUUAGCUACAACAUUUCCAAGAUUGAGAGUUGAUAACUAAUUUAUAAUAUGUUCUAAAUUUGGUGAAUUUUUACAUAGAGAAAAGUUUGAAGAAUUAUAUGAAAUUAAAUGGGUUAAUGAUACUAAUUUAGAUAUUGAAAUCAAUAUAGUAGAGGAAGUAAAAUAAUCAAAACAAAUUAAUCUUACAACUGGAGUUGGUAUUUUAAUUUAAUAUAAUAUAUAGAUUUUAUUAAAUAAAUGAAAGAAACUAAGGUUAAUGAUCAACCUAGGAAAUUAUAGAAAGAUGAAAAAUUAUCUACAUUAAGAGCUUCUCCUUAAAAUUAAUAAAAUGUUUAAAUAAUCUAAAGUAAUGUACCUCCUAAAACAGCACCUUAGAAACAAAUAUUUAUGAGAAGAUAAGAACCUAUUAUUUAAUAGCCUACAGCUGAAGAAUUAGAAUAAUAACAUUAGCAACACUUACAAUAAUAAUAAUAGAUGAAAUUAGAAAAAAAAUAAAAAUAAAAACAUAACAAAUAGAUGAAUAAUCAAAAUCAUAAAUAAAAAUAAAAGUAAGUUCCUCCAAAUGACUUUUAAUAUGAGCCAAAUCAAGAUAUAGGAUAAAAUUGUUAUCCUAUAUGGCAGGAUUGA